Talaromyces atroroseus is the source of this 738-nucleotide messenger RNA. RefSeq lists its product as hypothetical. The record is from RefSeq and is a predicted model, not a curated record. The transcript has 4 exons. The coding region runs from base 1 to 738 and encodes 245 amino acids. Gene Ontology annotation, molecular function: sedoheptulose-bisphosphatase activity. Lineage: Eukaryota; Fungi; Ascomycota; Eurotiomycetes; Eurotiales; Trichocomaceae. Gene Ontology annotation, biological process: ribose phosphate biosynthetic process.
AUGCCAGUACCACGCUGCUUCAUAGUCCGCCACGGUGAGACCGAGUGGUCCCUCAACGGCCGACACACCGGCAUCAGCGACAUCCCGUUGACAGCGAAUGGCGAGAAGAGAGUGACAGCCACAGGCAAGGCGCUUGUAGGUGACGAUCGACUGAUUGCGCCAAAGAGGCUGGAUCAUGUUUAUGUAUCGCCCCGAAAACGAGCCCAACGCACCUUCGAACUACUACAGAUCGGAUGCAUGCAGAGGCUGCCAUGGAAGGAACACGGAGAUGAAGCCGAAACCAAUAACCAGCCCAUCGCAACUCAGGCAAAUAUCGAUAUUACAGAGGCCAUUCGCGAAUGGGACUAUGGCGACUAUGAGGGCUUGACAAGCGCGCAGAUCAAAGAGCUGAGAGCACAGCAAGGGCUGGGACAUUGGGACAUUUGGAGAGAUGGGUGCCCGGGGGGAGAAUCCCCAGAAGACGUCUGCCGCCGCCUCGACGCGUUUAUCGCUGAUAUUCGAGCUAAGCACCACAAAGCCUGCUUCGAAAACGUUAAGGACGAUAGCAAAAAGGGCGAUGUUCUGGUCGUGGCUCACGGCCAUAUUCUAAGAGCCUUUGCGAUGCGCUGGACAGGAAAACCGCUGACAGAAACGGCACUCAUUCUCGAGGCUGGCGGUGUUGGAACAUUGAGUUAUGAGCAUCACAGCAUCGAAGAACCGGCUAUUAUUCUCGGUGGUGCUUUUGUCGUCGAGGAUUAA